AUGGCAUCUGGGCAAGGACCCGGCCCUCCCAGGCAUGGGUGUGAAGGGCCUGCCCUGUCCUCCACUUUGGAGGAGCAGGUAGCCCCGGACACAGAGGAGGUUUUCUGCAACUACAUUUUUUAUCGCCAUCAGCAGGAGCAGGAAGCUGAGGGGUCAGCUGCUCCCACUGACCCAGAGAUGGUCACCUUGUCCCCAGAGCCUGCCAGCACCUUGGUGCAGGUGGGUCGGCAGCUUGCCAUCACCAGGGACAACAUCAACCAGUGCUACACCAUGCUGCAGCACCUGCAGCUGACACCAGAGAACGCCUACGAGUACUUCACCAAGAUUGCCUCCAGCCUGUUUGAGAGUGACAUCAACUGGGGCCAGGUGGUGGCUCUCCUGGGCUUCGGCUACUGCCUGGCCCUCUACACCUACCAGUGAGGCCUGACCCAUUUCCUGGGCCAGGUGACCAGCUUUGUGGUGGCAUCACUACGGUGCCCGGGUGGAUGGCGCAGAGGAGCGGCCCUGGACCUGGGCAAUGGCCCCAUCCGGAAAGUACUGAUAGUUCUGGCUGUGGUUCUGUUGGGCCAGUUUGUGGUACGAAGAUUUUUUAAGUCAUGACCCCAGGAAGGGUCCUUUGGGGUCCCAGCUGAGACGCCCGCCUGGACUUUGGCCAAGCCUUCUUCCCUCACCCGUCCCCUGCAGGGGUCCCCCCUCAAGGGUACAGAAGCUUUAGCAAGUGGCACUCCAGCUUUAAAGGGCCCCUGCUUGGGGUCGGUCAGGCUGCGGGGGCACCCCAACAUUGCAUGGUGCUAAUGGGCCCCCUCUCUGGGCUCAGCUCUCUCUGAUGGGCUUUAGGGAGGUUGAUAACUUGGGGAAGCAAGAAGCUAAGAGGCACAUUUCCCCAAGAAGUUUUUAAUGGUUUUAGCUUUUUAUAACACCCUUAGGACAC
This is a messenger RNA of Myotis lucifugus (little brown bat), 931 nucleotides long. RefSeq names its product BCL2 antagonist/killer 1 (gene BAK1). Gene Ontology annotation, biological process: extrinsic apoptotic signaling pathway in absence of ligand; regulation of apoptotic process; intrinsic apoptotic signaling pathway in response to DNA damage. Gene Ontology annotation, cellular component: mitochondrial outer membrane. The record is from RefSeq and is a predicted model, not a curated record. Gene Ontology annotation, molecular function: protein heterodimerization activity; protein homodimerization activity. The transcript has a single exon. Lineage: Eukaryota; Metazoa; Chordata; Mammalia; Chiroptera; Vespertilionidae.